Molecule: messenger RNA, 2805 nt
Organism: Menidia menidia (Atlantic silverside)
Lineage: Eukaryota; Metazoa; Chordata; Actinopteri; Atheriniformes; Atherinopsidae
Source: the annotation of a GenBank genome assembly
GGGAUAGAGAUAGACAGCGAUCUGAGUGAUGAUGAUGGAGCCCCUCAGAAAAGAACAAACAGGAGGCAGGCAGCUGGAAGAGGAGGUGCAAAAGGAAGAGGCAGAGGCAAAAAACCAGAUAGCGAUGAGGACGAGGAGGAGGAAGAUGAAGCUCCCAGGGCGCGCAAAGGGGCGAACAACAGGCGGCCGGCCAAGAAACGCGGUGGUGGGAAAAAUAAUGAUGAAGAUGAAAGCGAGAAUGAGGGUCCCAAGAAGAAGAGAGGAGGUGCAGCCAAUAGGAAGAAAGGAGGCAAGGCCCAAGAUAGCGAUGAGGAGGACAGUGAUGCCGGCAAAGGAAAAAAGGGAAAGAAAGGAGGAGGAAAGAAAGGAGGGAAAGAGGAACAGGACAGUAAGGGUAAGAAAGGUGAUUCCAAAGGAAAGGACAAGGGAAAAGACAAAGAUGAUGACAAGGAUAAGAAGAAAAAGAAGAAGAAGGAUGACAGCUCCUCUGACUCCAACUCCGGCUCAGAUGAGGAGGAGUCCAUGUCGGAGGGAGAGAUGGCACGGCUGAUGGAGGAGGUGGAGGAGAAGAAGAAACUGAUUGCCAAUAUCAGAAACAAGCCAUGGAGGAUGAAGCGGAGGCUCGUACUUUUAAAGGAGGCUCAGCAAUUUGUGGAUAAAUUUGAAGGAGCGUUGGGCAAAGGCAAAGGGAGGAAGUGGUACGCCUACAAAGUGAUGAUGACUAAGAAAUGGAUAAAGUUUCAGAGGGAUUUUGAAAAUUUUAGAACUGCUUGUAUCCCCUGGGAAAGGAAGAUCAAAGAGGUUGAAAGCCACUUUGGUUCAUCUGUGGCUUCUUACUUCAUCUUCCUGCGCUGGAUGUAUGGCAUGAAUCUCGUCCUUUUUGGUUUGACUUUUGGACUCGUAGUCAUCCCAGAGGUCCUGAUGGGUCUUCCCUAUGGGUCUGUUCCGAGAAAGACUGUACCCAGAGCAGAGCAGGACACUGCUCAGGACUAUUCCGUUCUCAUGGAUUUCAACGGAUAUUGCAAAUACUCUGUACUGUUCUAUGGAUAUUACAAUGACCAGAGGACCAUUGGCUUACUGAAGUUCAGGCUGCCACUGUCCUACCUCUUGGUGGGGAUCGGCACCUUCGGCUACAGUCUGAUGCUUGUGAUCCGCACCAUGGCUAAGAAUGCUGAUGUUGGUGGUGGAGAUGGAGAUGAAGGAGAAUUCACCUUUGCCUGGAAGAUGUUCACCAGCUGGGAUUACCUCAUUGGCAAUGCAGAGACCGCUGACAACAAGUACGCCUCCAUCACCACCAGCUUCAAGGAGUCCAUUGUGGACGAGCAAGAGAACCAGAAGGAUGAGAACAUUCACCUGCGAAGGUUCCUCAGAGUCCUGGCCAACUUUCUGAUCACCUGCAGCCUUGGCGGGAGUGGCUAUCUCAUCUACUUUGUGGUGAAGAGGUCUCAGGAAUUCGCCAACAGGGAUGACCUCAGCUGGUAUGAAAAGAACGAGUUGGAGCUCAUCAUGUCUCUGCUGGGCCUGGUCUGCCCCCCUCUGUUUGAGACUAUCGCUGAGCUUGAGGAUUACCACCCCCGAAUCGCUCUCAAGUGGCAGCUGGGACGCAUCUUUGCGCUCUUUCUGGGAAACCUCUACACCUUCCUAUUUGCCCUGUUUGAUGAGGUCAACUCUAAGUUGGAAGAGGAGCAGUCCAUAAAGAAUGCUUCCCUCUGGGCCUUGAAGGAAUACUAUGCCAACUACACACGUAUGCUGAAUGACAGUGAUUCUACCCCGCCUCCAAUGAACCCUGCUGAUGUUAUCAGAGGACCCUGCUGGGAGACUGCUGUUGGAAUUGAGUUUGUGAAGCUGACUGUAUCAGACAUUCAGGUGACCUACCUGACCAUCCUGAUCGGUGACUUUGCCAGAGCCGUCAUCGUUCGUUUCCUCAACUACUGCUGGUGCUGGGACCUUGAAGCUGGAUUUCCUUCUUACGGAGAAUUUGACAUCAGUGGAAAUGUUCUUGGGCUGGUCUUCAAUCAAGGGAUGAUCUGGAUGGGUGCGUUUUAUGCUCCUGGGCUGGUCGGUAUCAACGUUCUCCGUCUUCUCAGCUCCAUGUACUAUCAGUGUUGGGCCGUGAUGGCCACAAACGUUCCACAUGAGAGGGUAUUCAAGGCCUCCAAGUCCAAUAACUUCUACAUGGGUCUUCUGCUCCUGAUCCUCUUUUUGAGUCUUUUACCAGUCGUCUACACCAUCAUGACCCUGCCACCUUCGUUUGACUGCGGACCUUUCAGUGGGAAGGCAAAGAUGUUUGAUGUCAUUAUGGAGACAAUUGAGCUGGACUUGCCUGCUUUCAUUGGGACGCUUUUCAGCUAUGCCGCUAACCCCGGCCUUAUUAUACCAGCUGUGCUGCUCAUGGUACUGGCUAUAUAUUAUCUCAACUCUGUGUCUGAGGCCUACCAAAAUUCCAAUAUGGAGCUCAAGAAGAAAAUGCAGAUGGCUAGGGAUGAAGAGAAGAACCGGAGAAACAACACAAACAGCACCAACCAGGUCAUGCAGGAUCUGGAAGAUCUGCUGCCAAACCGAUCCCUGGCCCCCCCUGCUCCACCUGAGCCUGAAAAAAAACCAGAGCAAGAGGCAAAGCCCACCAAGACAAAGGCUGGAGCUGCUGGUAAAGGCGUUAACCUUCAGAAAGACGUGUCGCUGGCUUCACCCAACCCUAAUGCUAGAGGGCCAGUAAGCCGGCCGCCCGGGCCGAGAGGUCCUGGACCAGCGCCAGGGCCGGGGGCUCGACCAGGUCAAGGCCGUGGGAGAGGGCCCCCUCCAAGA